CACACACCAACCAUUUGACAAAGACUGCGUAAGUAGUAAGAGAUAAUGCCGAAAACGGCGUCGCUGUGGUCCUAAACUUGGGUUGUUGUCGUGUCCAUGACGGAGCAGAAAGAAAGGGUGUGUGAGAAAACCGACAGCAUAGAGUAGUAGAAUGAUAACGAAAACGAAAAAACAAACAGCGUCAUCUCCUUCUUCUUCUUCACUCUCUCAUUCAGUUAGAUCUUUUCAUCUCUUCAUUCACCUUCAUCCGUGAUCUUCCGCUUUCUUACUUGUUUUUUCUAACUUGAAGCCUUGGAGAGGCACUGCUGCGCAAGAGGGUUUUCAGUUUCUGUAUUAUAUAUUCCCCGUCCUUUUGAACUACUUGUAUGAUUUGGUGAGCGCAUGUCCAAAACCCAAAACUCUGUAACGGGUUUUGUGAAAUUUGCGUCCCUCUUUUAUGCAGGUAAGUAUGAAGAAAGAAUAGAUAAACGAUGGCAGGAGCUGAAGCAAGGGCUCUGUGGCAGAGAACUGCAAAUCGUUGCUUUGUCCAAGAAGAUGCGAAGAGAGCUCCCAAGUUGGCUUGUUGCCAAUCUUCAUGUGCCACAUCAAAAGUGGUUGAUAUUGAGCCUGCCAGUACAGCAGAUGAAUCUGAUCAUACUGCAGUUAAUGUUACCCAUUUUAACAGGAAAUCAUCAGUUUCUAAUCUAUCACCAGACUCUAGGUGGUGGUUGCAUUUGCAGCCUAAUUAUGGGUGUCAAAAGGGUCUAACAUAUGAACAGUUAAAUGCAUUAGAUGAAGAGGUAGAAACUUUGAUAGCUAGUGAUGUAAGUAAGAAUUCUCAAGAAUUUCAGGAAUUAAUGAAUGUGAUGGCAAAACAUGAGAUAGAGAACAUUGAAUGUGUUGGCUGCUCAGAAUCCUCCAAGAAAAGUAAUGAAUUUUCAUUGGAAUCAGAUUAUUCUUGGAUUGAAAGUGGUAAAGCCGAGCCAUGGUGGCGGACUACAGAUAGGGAUGAAUUAGCUUCGUUUGUUUCACAGAAAUCACUCAACCACAUUGAAAAUUGUGAUCUUCCCCCACCACAGAAGAAGCAUCUUAGAGGAUACCCAUGUGCACGCAUGAAUAAUUGCAAAACAAGGACGGGAAGUUUAGAUUCAGGAUUGAUGCAUAAGAACCAAGGGCCUUCUGCCCGUGAAGGGCUUUUAUAUUUUGCUUCUGAUAAAUGUUCAAGUGAUACCCCCAAGCAUGAGGAUUCAAAAAGGAGUGAACAGAUUUUCGAUGAAAAUCCCAGCAAAGCUCAACUAAUGGAAGCAUUGUGUCACUCUCAAACACGUGCAAGGGAAGCAGAGGAAGCGGCAAAAAAGGCCUACGCAGAGAAAGAGCAUAUUGUUACUCUCAUUUUUAAACAGGCCUCACAACUUUUUGCCUAUAAGCAAUGGUUACAAUUGCUGCAGCUGGAAACACUUUGCAGUCAGAUUAAGAACAAGGAUCAGCCAAUCUCUUCUCUCUUUCCAGCGGCUCUUCCAUGGAUGUCCUAUGAAGGUAAAAUCUCACGGAAGAGGAAACAGAAAAUAUACAAUGCCAAACAAGAAAGGCAAGUCAAUGCAAAAUGUGAUAUUACAACAUAUGCUGUUGCCUUUGCUUUAGGAUUGAGUCUUGUAGGAGCUGGCUUGCUUUUGGGAUGGACAAUGGGUUGGAUGUUGCCUCGUUCAUAAUUCUGAAAGAUUUGAUCGUAGUCCUGCUUGACAUAUAGAUUGAUGAACAAAGGCAAUUUGGUUAACAGGGAGUGUGGCUACAAUUAUUUUACCGGAUAUGUAUGUAAUUUUGUAGAUUUGUAGUGCUUCUUCUAUUGUAAAUUCUAAGUUGUGCUUUGGUAUUGAAUCUGUUUUGUUAAUGAGAUGAUGUACAUAAAUCUUUGCGUAGAUAAUGUGAAAGAGCUAUUUUUCUUUAGACA
Molecule: messenger RNA, 1927 nt
Organism: Vigna radiata var. radiata (mung bean)
Lineage: Eukaryota; Viridiplantae; Streptophyta; Magnoliopsida; Fabales; Fabaceae
Exons: 4
Coding region: 471-1688 (405 amino acids)
Source: RefSeq, a predicted model, not a curated record